This is a messenger RNA of Rattus norvegicus (Norway rat), 4224 nucleotides long. RefSeq names its product methionine sulfoxide reductase B3 (gene Msrb3). NCBI's taxonomy places the organism in Eukaryota, Metazoa, Chordata, Mammalia, Rodentia, Muridae. The record is from RefSeq and is a predicted model, not a curated record. Gene Ontology annotation, molecular function: peptide-methionine (R)-S-oxide reductase activity; oxidoreductase activity, acting on a sulfur group of donors, disulfide as acceptor; L-methionine (R)-S-oxide reductase activity. Gene Ontology annotation, biological process: response to oxidative stress; protein repair.
GGAGUGAAAACUUUUCCACUCCGCCUGCUUUGACUCCAUAUAUGGUAUUCAAGGAAAAGUUCAGGGGCUGCCCUUUUCGUGAAUCUCACUACAACACACACACACACACACACACACACCACACCACACCACGCUCACACAGUAGUGGUGUGUGUGUGUGGUGGGGACCCCCUGAGGUGCGACCCCUAGGACACAGGCGCGGUGGUCCUCUGUAUUAUGGGCAUCGGGAGCGCCGAUGUCACACCUUAACUGGCACUCCUCAGGCUCUUGGGUACAGGCCCGGACUUUUCAUCGCGCCACCACCCCAACAUAUCAUCCCUUAGGUCCUCUGCUCUGGCGUCCUGACCCUACAGUAGGGGUUUCGGGUGGAUGCUGCGAGGAGGUUCUGCCCUGGGUGCCCACGCGCGGAAGCGCUGUCCCCUCAGGGCUGGCCCGGGGCGGUGGAGGCGGCGCCAGAGGCGGGAGUUGGCGGCCUUGGCGUCCCGGGCAGCGGGCCCCGUCCGCAGCCAGCGCGCUCCGCCGUCCUCCCUCGCUUGUCUGCUAUGCUCAUAUUUGGACUCUGCCGCCCGUGCCCAGGAAUUUCCCGUCAUGCCUCCCGCCGCCCCGUCUGUCGCCCAGAGCCGGGAGGGAGGAGGGAUCGGACAGCGGUGGCUCCUCUUCCCCGGAGUGCGCGGUGGACCCUCCCGCGCCCAAUCGCGCUCUGCCUCGGCCUCUGCCUAGCUGCGGUCGCGGCCACUACGCCGCGUGCUGUCGCUGCUGCCUUUGCCUCCGGGUGUGUUGCUGAGGAUACCACAGCGAUGUCCGCCUUCAACCUGCUGCACUUGGUGACGAAGAGUCAGCCCGUGGCCCUGAGAGCCUGUGGGCUCCCCUCAGGGUCAAGUAGGGAUAAGAAGAACUGUAAGGUGGCCUUUUCCCAGCAGGAACUGAGGAAGCGGCUGACACCCCUACAGUACCACGUCACUCAGGAGAAAGGAACAGAAAGGUCAGAAACGAAAUUUGACUCUGGUUCAGGCUGGCCUUCCUUCCACGAUGUGAUCAGUUCUGAGGCCAUCGAGUUCACAGACGAUUUCUCCUAUGGGAUGCACAGGGUGGAGACAAGCUGUUCUCAGUGUGGUGCUCAUCUUGGGCACAUUUUUGACGAUGGACCUCGUCCGACUGGCAAAAGAUACUGCAUCAACUCGGCAUCCUUGUCCUUCACUCCUGCAGACAGUGGUGAGGCGGAAGGAGGCGGCAGCAAAGAGAGCAGCAGCCCAGCAGCAGCGGACAGAGCUGAGCUAUAGAGUCAGGGCCGGCGGUGGAAACAAAGUGUUCUUAAUGCACAGCUGAUUGAAAAACCAAAAAUGGUUUAUCUUAACAGAGCUAUUUUUUUAGAAGCUAUAAGGGCAGUUUAUGCUAUUGAAAAUGUUUUCUCUUUUUUGUCUAGAUGGCAGUGCUGCCCAUCCAUGUAUUUUGCGGUUGACUAGGUCCAGAACUGUGUGUAGGCCUUGCAGAUGGAGAUAGCUUUUGGGGCUUCUUCAUAAGCUCCUAAGUAGCCUUGGCAUCGUUUUCUUCCCACGCUUACCUUCCUUUAAGUUUGUUGUUGCGGGCACCUCUUUUUUGAUUAAGAGACGGAGGCCGUUUAGUGAAUCAGAGAGCUGGGCAGAGAGAAGAGCUGGGACAGGCAGAGCAGCUAGACAUGUGGCCUUUGAGAUAAAGAUGGAGCGCUGCCUUAGAUUGCUAGGCUGAGUGGAAAGUCUGAGCUCAGGUUGUUUUUUCUCACUAGAAGGGUGUGAAGGUCUGAAGUCAUUCCGAAGUAUGUUAUAUUGUUGCCAGAUGUGAGAGGGCUCACUGAAGGUUGCCGCAGAGACGCAAACAUUACCUCUGAGCAGGUCUUUAUUUUAUAUUCUUUUCCAUUGAAAACAGCAGAAUGUAAGACAAGUGUAAAAUGCUGGGCCUCUUUUUUUGUCCAAAGUUCCCAAAGAAGAAUGCUUGCCCAUUGCCUCUGCAUAAGCCUUUCUCUGCAUGCCUCACGUGAACUCCAUCUGGAUGAACAUUUUAGAAGAUUUCCCUAGUGCAAAAUAAAAUAUUAGGGACAACACACUUCAUCAAGGCGGUAGGAAAGAGAAUGAUCAGAGAAGACCAAGCAUGAAGUCUUGAGCACUAAAUAAUCCCACGCUGUGUAAAAAGACCCAACAGCAUCUCACAGGUCCUGCAGCUAAACCAGACUUUCACAUAGCAUCAGGAGGUCUGUGCAAGGAUGGUGGGGAUUAAGACAGAAUAGUGAGGCCCAAGAUCCACGCUUUACUGUGUGUACAAGGGACAAGCCAUUUAGCCCCAUUGUGCCUAUAUCUUCCUGUACACAAUAGGACUCACAUAUUUAUAAGAUAUAUUGAUACUCUCAGGGCAAAAUUACUAUAUUGCUGUAAAAUUAGUAGGAUCGGUGUAAAAUUGCCUCGAAGGCCACAGAGCAGGCCAACUUUGCAAUGGAAAGAGGUAGAGCUGGACUUUGUUGGUUGUCAGCCGAAAGCCAGACCUUUGUCUUGUAGCCAUAGGGCAGGUUUUGCUUGUGGAAGCUCUGUGUGGUGGCAUGAGGUUUUCACAGGGCUGAACAAAGGUGACAGCAGUUGCAGGUGCUGUCUCGGCAAUAAGCAUCCAAUCCUGAAACGCAACUUUGAAAGACACUGAACUUUUGAUGAAGCCUGUCGUGGGUUCCUCGUAAGCAGUAGCAAUGAUGAGAACAGGCGUGCGGCAGUUGCAGACACAGUGGAGAGCAAUAAAGGCUGGGCCAAGCAAGGGGAGACCGCCAUGUCCAGCAGCUUCUGGCCUUCUCCGGGUACCUCCUGAAGGUCCUGACAUCCUGGCCAGUCUUUAGCAUCACCCAAUUCUAGAGACACACAUGCUCUUAACCUUGUGCACACAGGAAAGUCACCUAAGCACUGGGGUCCCCUGGCCCCAGAUAUUUACCCCAAGCCCAGGGCUGCUCUACACAUCACAGGCUUCACUCUCUAGAAACAAGGGGAAAGUUGAAGGUGAGGCUUCCCGGCUGCCAUAAAGUCUUCCAGCAUCAUGAAGGAUCCCAUGUAGGGUGGCUAAUAACAGACGUGGGUCUCACGUGACACCCAUCCUGUCACAGCUCAACAUCCAUCCUUCAGAGAGACACACAGCCCUUUCUCCAUCGGUGUGGUAGCCUUCCCAGGGUCCCUUGGAUAUAAGCCAGAGUGUUGGAUUAGACAAAGAAGACAAGUGAGGAUCUUCUUCCUCCCCAGACACUCUGGUUUGUUACUCUUCCUUCAUUUUUAUAACACUAUAGCACUAAAUACACACACACACAUACAUACAUACACACAUACACACAUAUACUCACAUACACAUACAUACAUACACACAUACACACAUAUACUCACAUACACAUACAUACACAUGCACACACAUACACAUACACACAUGCACACAUGUACACACACAUAUACACACAUACACACAUACACCAUAACAAUGACAAAAAUCUUGUUUCCUUUUAACUUUUACUGUUUUGUUUUUUAACAAAAGCCGGCUUUUUCUUUUCCACCACUACAUACACACUUCCAUUGAAAUGAAAAAGGAAAAAGAAAGAAAAAUGAGUGCACACAGUUUAAUUCCAGAUUGCUUUUUGGGCUCACAUGGUAUCAAAUUCCGGUCUAUUUCUGCCUUAUGUUAAAGAGAUGUAUUGCUAGAAUGUCAGUGAGCAGUCAUGUCAGUUGUCCAGGACUAGAUUUACUUUCACAGGAUGUGGAGUACAGUGGACUGAGGUGUGUGUGAUCUGUGGGAAUCCUGCUGUUUAGCACAGGAGGUGCACGGACUUCCUUACCUGCAUCCCAGCUCAGAGACGGGCUGGAAGACAGGAAAUAUGUCCCUACGUGUGCACCCAACAGAUUGGGAGGAAGCAGCAACAUCAAGUGUAUUUCUGAAUGUUUAAACUUCUCACCUCUUUUAUAUAUUUAAAACCUUAAUGCAAAUGACGUAGCACUUGGAACAAAACCCCUCCGUGUUGUUUAAAAUGUCCUGCUUUAGUACGGAAAAAAACAGUGAAAAUUAGUAUCAUGUUUUGAAGAUUGUGUAUGAUUCUUGACCUAGAGAGCUUUUUAAUAACUUUUCUUCUGAUAGUUUAAAACUUUUGAAAAGUGACAAGAAAUCUUCAUUGAAAAGCCUUUUUCAAUAUUUGUUGUAUACAGAAAUUAGAUAAUAAAGAUUCUUUAUAAAAACGUC